AUGCUGCAGCGGCAACCAUCGCUGCCACCACCGAUGUUGCAGCCACAGCCACCGGUGACGAAGCAUUCCCGUACCCACCUUAGUGACUUAAAAUCACAGAUAGCAAAGCGGCUGGGCCAUGAGCGAGCAAAUAACUACUUCAGCUAUCUGAAUGGUUUACUGUCACAGAAGCUAAGCAACCGUGAGUUCAACAAGCUUUGCAUUUUGACACUCGGUCAUGAGAAUCUUCCCUUGCAUAAUCAGCUGAUCCGGUCGAUCCUUCAAAAUGCCUGUCAAGAAAAGGCUCCUCCAGUCAAUUAUGGCAAAUUUGCACAAAGGUCAACUGUUAUUAUGUCAAAGACAUCUCCUCAAGUAGAUGAUGGACUUGAUUUUUCACAAGCCCGGACACAGUCAGGAAAUUGGUCCAAUGGGGAUAUCUUGCCACGGUCACCAUGCAAGUUUAAGAGUGGUAUUGAUAAUCACAGUAUCUAUGACCACCCUGGUCCUCUUCGACCAAAUGGGAAGGUGGAGGUUGGUUUCCGUGAGAAUGGUGUCAUGAACUCAUGUAAUUUGAAGAGACCAUUGCAGCGACAGCAGGAUGGACCUUGCAAGUUGCCAACAAAGAGAACAAGGAUCGAGGAACCAUCACUGCAUGCCCAGGGCUCUGUACAUAACAAGGUUCUUUCUGAAGCAGUUCUCCUAGAACAUGUGGAGGAUGUGGACUGUAGGGGUAGUUUAGACUCCCAUAGACAUCCGCUUCGGGCUCCACUUGGAAUUCCUUUCUCUUUGACGAGCAUUGGCAAGGCAAGAAGGACACUUCUCUCGGCUGGUACCAGUAUCAACGAUGGCUUUUGCAGGAAUUAUGAUUGUAGCGAACUGUACCAUACUGAGGUAUUGAAGAAACGAAUGGAUAAAAUGGCUCAAGCACAGGGCUUAGAAGGAGUAACAAUGGACUGUGCCAACUUGCUAAACAAUGGGUUAGAUGCGUAUUUGAAGAGGUUGAUUAAAUCAUGCGUUGAUCUAGUAGGAGCAGGAACAGAGCAUGUAUCAACAAAACGGGCAGUUCCCAGUCUUCUGCCUUAUGCAAAGCCCAUUAAUGGUGUUUGGGCAAGAAGUAACAUCCAAAGGCAAGGUAGUGUUGGACCUUUGAUAGGCACACAUAUGUUACAUUUGAAGGAUUUUAGGGUAGCAAUGGAGCUAAAUCCACAGCAACUUGGGGGCGAUUGGUCCUUGCUUCUUGAAAAAAUAUGCGUUGACUCGUUUGAGGAAUAG
Messenger RNA from Musa acuminata AAA Group (dessert banana), 1251 nucleotides. RefSeq lists its product as uncharacterized. Gene Ontology annotation, biological process: regulation of transcription by RNA polymerase II. Gene Ontology annotation, molecular function: transcription coactivator activity. The record is from RefSeq and is a predicted model, not a curated record. The transcript has a single exon. Gene Ontology annotation, cellular component: SAGA complex. NCBI's taxonomy places the organism in Eukaryota, Viridiplantae, Streptophyta, Magnoliopsida, Zingiberales, Musaceae. Bases 1 to 1251 code for a protein of 416 amino acids.